ACAAACAAGAAAAGUGGGCGUGGUGAGUAGUUUUGUUCUGGCACAGAAUCAAUGGAGGGUGAGGUAACUUCUACUGGCUCCUCUACGGCGGUGUUCAUCAGCGAGCAGUGGUCAGUUCAACGUGGCAACCUGCUGGGGAUAUGCAGGAUGUGUGUCAAGAGUUUGGUGGACAAGGCAGCCUUUGAACCCAUCACAGACACAUGCCCUCACCUACUCAACUUCUGCACCAUAGUGGAACACCUAUUCACACACAGAAUAGAGCUUCGCAGAGGCCUGUUCAGUGGCGGAGAGCCCAUUUCGUUCUGGCUAGUGUUGUGUCGGGUUGCUCCCCGAAUCACUAUCACGAGCAUUCAGGACAUGGAGGAGAUACACUCGGAACUGGGGAAGGGGAGAGCGUGGAUACGACUGGCUCUUGUACAGAAGAAGCUAUCGUCGUUUGUUGCCUCCCUUCUUCCCAAGAGGGCCCAACUGGAGAGCUUCUACCUCCCUGGGGCGUUCCUGACCUCUGACCUCAUGACAGAGCUCUCGGGUACACUAAAGUGUUUGGAUGCCAUUGACUUUAAUCUCUGUUUAAGAGGACAAGACUUCGAUUUUGGCAGUCGGAAAGAGAUCUGCUAUACUCCCUAUCUGAGAUUCCGUCAAAGUUCUUCAAGCAUUGCUGAUGACACUAGAGAAGCAAGGAAGCUGGGGUCAAAGGUCAUCAGCGAGGAGGACGAGGAUGUGGGGGAGGAUGAGUCAGUGUCACAGCUGAGGGAGUCAUUCAUCGCUGAACGAGAUCAGAAGAACUACUUUGAGGAGCUGGUGUCAGUGAGGGACAAGCAGCUGUCUAGUGUUCGCUCCGAGUUGACCUCCCUCUCUCGGGAGAGUGAGAAACAGAAGAGAGAGUUGGAGGAUGUUGUCCUGGAGCUCCAAAAACAAAUCACCUCCCUGCAAACUGAGCUGAGGGCCUCUCACAGAGCAGUGAGCUCAGUGUCGACGUCAAAUGGCCAAUCCUCUGAAGAACAAUCCGAUCAAUCACCACGAAAGAGGACCACAUCGCUAUUCUCCAGUUUUUUAGGCUUGGACAAUUAAUCUACAUGUACGUAUGGGUGCUUCAUUUCUAUUUCUACUGUUCGCAUUUAUUUGUAUUGACCAUCAACUCUUUAUUUGUACGACCAUAAUAAUUAUUACUCAUA
Molecule: messenger RNA, 1175 nt
Organism: Halichondria panicea
Lineage: Eukaryota; Metazoa; Porifera; Demospongiae; Suberitida; Halichondriidae
Product: RUN domain-containing protein 3A-like
Exons: 7
Coding region: 52-1071 (339 amino acids)
Source: RefSeq, a predicted model, not a curated record